This is a messenger RNA of Caenorhabditis remanei, 2127 nucleotides long. RefSeq lists its product as uncharacterized. Gene Ontology annotation, molecular function: dopamine neurotransmitter receptor activity, coupled via Gi/Go; G protein-coupled receptor activity. Gene Ontology annotation, biological process: adenylate cyclase-activating adrenergic receptor signaling pathway. The transcript is spliced from 16 exons. NCBI's taxonomy places the organism in Eukaryota, Metazoa, Nematoda, Chromadorea, Rhabditida, Rhabditidae. Gene Ontology annotation, cellular component: membrane. The record is from RefSeq and is a predicted model, not a curated record. Bases 1 to 2127 code for a protein of 708 amino acids.
AUGAACGAAUCGGAAAUCGAGGCUGCGGUGGCAGCCAUGGAGCUGGAGGACCAACUGCUCCAACCCGAAUGGUCUUAUCUGGUUCUUUCCGUCGUUCCUCUUGUCUGCAUCUUGGGUAAUCUUAUGGUAGUGGCUGCUGUUUGGACAACCAGAAGUUUACAGACCCCGACAAAUCAUCUUUUGGUCUCGCUGGCAAUGGCUGAUUUGAUAGUUGGUGCGUUUGUGAUGCCUUUCAGUAUAUACCUAUCGGUGAACGGUCUUCACUGGCACUUGCCUCUGUUUGUCUGUUAUUUCUAUUGCGUUUUGGAUGUUGCUGCAAGCACUUCGUCAAUUAUUCAUCUCGUGUUGAUUAGUAUUGACAGAUUGGUGGCGGCUACUAAACCUGCAGAAUAUAAGACAAUAAAACACAGGAAAAGAGUGUAUUUGGCAAUUGCUAUCACAUGGUUAUUCAGCAUUGCACUUUCUUUGCCUCUGGGAACUGGGUUCAAUACUCGAACCAGUCACUUCCUUGUGAUAGAACAUCAUUGUGGAAUUUAUAAUCCUAUUUAUAUGCUUGGUAGCAGCAUUUUCGCAUUUUAUCUACCAUGUCUCAUUAUGAUAUUCACCUACGGUUACAUCUUUUGGACUCUUAGGAAACGUCUUCGAGCUAUCCAGUUACAGGAAAUGGCCGGAGGUCAAUUCCUCGGGUUUGGAGCAGAUGUUGGUAACAUCACCACGUCAGCAAUUCAAUCGGUCAUUGGUAUUGCUCCUAAGAAUAGAAACAUGAUCACUUGGGAGAAGCCACUGCUCAAGAAAAUCGAAGAAACUGCUGCAGAGCACGCCAGCUCAUUGAAUGACAGUGAACGUGAGCAGCUUCAAACAAUCCUCGAAGCAGUUCAUCCUUCCUCUUCAGGAAGUCAAGAGAACACAACAAUUGAGGAAGACCCCGACCGACCUCCUUCUGUCCUGCUUGAGGCGGUCACUUUAAAAUGCGAGAUCGACACCAGCGGGCCCAUCCUUGAACUACCACGUCCAACAUACACAAAAAACAUGUCGCGCCGAUUCUCUGAUGCGGUCAAUUCAAUUUCGAGUCGCGGUAGAAUGAAGUCGGUGUCUUUUGGAACUGCAUCAAGAAAACGACGGCAUUCACAUCAGCCACAGGGAAAUCGGGAAGUCGUCACGUCCGAAGAGUCCAAAAAGUUGCACUCUCUGAAGCCACCGUUGGUUGAGAAAAGGAAGAUGAGAAGAUUGUCCGAGAUGAUUUCGGAUUGGGAGCGACCAUCUAGAAGUUCUAUCAGCAAUAUGUAUCUAUAUGCGAGAAGAGAAAGUGUCUACAUUGCCAGGAAAAAAUUGGCAGGCUUGAAAGAUUGGGCAUUGGACUUACUAGCAAAACUAAAGUCCAAACAAGGAAUGGCUAUUCGACGGGAGACACGAGCAACAAAACUAGUGGCAACUGUCAUGGGUAUUAACAAUAAAUUGGGAAAGCACGCGAAUAAUUUAUUUUCAGUUGUUUUUCUUGUCUGCUGGCUUCCUUUCUUCACUCUCAACAUGAUCAAGAUUUAUAAGUUGAUAUUCAACGUGUGGUCUGCUGAUUUGGAAAUUUGGUUCCAUUGGUUUACAGCUCUUGGAUAUUUGAACUCUUCGCUAAAUUUCUUCAUUUACUCAACUAUCAAUCCGAAAUUCCGUCAUUCAUUUCGUCGUUUGCUGGGAUUCCGCCGAUCCUCACGACGUCAACGUGAGAAGUCGUGGAUGCUACCGCCCCGUGACAGUAGCAGAGGUCCGGCGAAAUGUGGCUGCGGGUUCCAUAAAAUUGUGAAAAGCCCUCUGCGCAAAACGAGCUCAGCUGGACCAAUGAACAACCGCAAAAUCUCCAUGCAAAAGCCAGAAAUCGUCAUUGAUGAGAUUUCUCCAAACAGAAUAUCCAUAUCGGCAGGAGGAAACACUACUUUCAGGCGAUCCUCCGAUGAUUGCAUUCGUAGAUCUUCUUCUGAAAUUAUUGGUGGCAUUACUCUUCCAUCACAAAGUAGCAAUGAUAAGCGAAGAGGAUCUGGCAUGUCUAAUAGUUCAGCAUCUCUUCAUAUCCAUGAAACUCGAAUGACGUUUGAAGCUAUGGUCAACGAUCAAGCAGAUUGCGAAAUUUUCGUUUGA